Messenger RNA from Spirometra erinaceieuropaei, 1236 nucleotides. Lineage: Eukaryota; Metazoa; Platyhelminthes; Cestoda; Diphyllobothriidea; Diphyllobothriidae. The record is from the annotation of a GenBank genome assembly.
AUGGUGCGUCAGCUGCACGACGGUAUGAUGGCGCGAGUCACGGACAACGGAGCUGUCUCAGAGGCAUUCGCAUUGACCAAUGGAGUGAAGCAGGGAUGCGUACAGGCGCCUACCCUCUUCAGUCUUAUGUUCUCUGUCAUGCUGAUGGACGCCUACCGCGACGAACGCCCCGGGAUCCGCAUCGCCUACAGGACGGACGGUCACCUCCUGAAUCAACGGCAGAUGCACUUCCAAUCGCGCGUAUCCACAACCACCGUUCACGAACUCCUCUUCGUCGACGACUGCGCCCUAAACACCCCCUCGGAAGAGGAGAUGCAACGGAGCGUGGACCUGUUCUCCGCCGUCUGCGAGAACUUCGGUCUGGUCAUUAACACGCAGAAGACGGUGGUGAUGCACCAACCGCCACCCAACUCAGCCACAGCUCCCAACGCGCCGCCGCAAAUCAGCGUGAAUGGGACCCAACUGCAAGUGGUGGAGACCUUCCCGUACUUGGGCAGUACUCUCUCCCGCAACACCAAUAUCGACGACGAAGUCACCAACAGGAUCUCGAAAGGCAGUCAAGCCUUCGGUCGCCUCCAAAGCACAGUUUUGAAUGGCCACGGUCUUCAGCUGAGCACGAAGCUGUAGAUGUACAAGGCCGUCAUCCUGCCGACACUACUGUAUGGAGCGGAGACUUGGACGGUGUACGGAAAGCAGGCACGUCGACUGAACCACUUCCACCUCAGUUGUCUUCGUCGCAUCCUGAGGCUAAAGUGGCAGGAUCGUAUCCCCGACACUGAUGUGCUGGAACGAACGGGAAUCCUCAGCAUCUGCGCCAUAAUGAGGAAAAUGCAGCUGCGCUGGAGUGGCCACCUGGUUCGCAUGGACGACAAGCGACUACCCAAACGACUCUUCUACGGAGACGUCGCGACGGGUUCUUGCCGCCAAGGAGGCCAGAUUCGCCGUUACAAGGAUACCCCGAAGUCCUCCCUGAAAUGCCUGCAAAUCGACCCCACCAACUGGGAGGAGUUCGCACUCGAUCGACCGACCUGGAGGAGGACAGUGAAGACAGGCGCUGCGAUCUACGAAGCCAACCGCAUCGUUGCCGCCAAGGCGAAACGUGAAACCCGAAAAUCACAAAUUCGUCCAGUAAGCAACGCCGCCGCACAACCGCUUUCAACGUGUCCUCGAUGUCAACGGACAUUCCGGGCUCGAAUUGGACUUGUUGGACAUCUUCGGAUUAACUGCACCUCUUGA